This is a messenger RNA of Acipenser ruthenus (sterlet), 2492 nucleotides long. RefSeq names its product melanoregulin (gene mreg). The record is from RefSeq and is a predicted model, not a curated record. Gene Ontology annotation, cellular component: melanosome. Gene Ontology annotation, biological process: melanosome transport. The coding region runs from base 1409 to 2140 and encodes 243 amino acids. The transcript has 5 exons. Lineage: Eukaryota; Metazoa; Chordata; Actinopteri; Acipenseriformes; Acipenseridae.
AAGGCAGGAGCAGGUAAAUUCAUUGCUGUUUUAGUUUCCUGGGUUUUGUUAAUCUCAGGGAAGAUGACGAUGAUUCACUCAUCUCUAGUCAGGGACGGUCAAUAAAAGGCCUAGUAACAAGAGAAACACUUCAGAGAAGCUGCUCUGGGGCCUGUCCUGUUCUCAUUCGCUGUCCCGCUCAGAGAAGCUGUGCUGUUCUUAGUCCCGGUCGGUACAAAGGCAAUCAUUGUGGCUCUUCAGCCCCCAGCUCUAGCGGGAGCAGGAAUAGCUUCAGCCAGCCCUCCCCCGGCUCGCCGCGUUCAGGACACAAUGCCCAGAUUCAGAAGAGCACCCUUGGGGUGCAACAGCACCGAGUUAAGGGGGAGCCCUGGCAAGCGCACGCAAUGCUGCUGAGUAACCCUUUACACACUGCACCCCUUACAGCAAGGAUCGGACAGAUCUUCAGAACUGCUUCUCUGAUGUUCUUAAAAGGAUUUUUCAUGCACCGUGGGGAAAUUGACACUUUAUAUUGGUAGUUGUUACGCUGCAUGCUUUUUCAUGGUACGUUUUAGUGUGUUGCCAAUAUACUUUGCUUUUAGGCAUGAAACAAGCGUGCGUUGCUUUGUAUCAUUUAUUCAAAGUUGUGCUUGCCAUCUGGGUGAAACCCUUUAAAAACUCUCCUCUCCUGGGUACCGACAUUCUGAAUUGCAUUCUAUAAGAAAAACAUGACCGCCCCUAGUAAAAAAAAUCCAAUUUCACAUUUCACACGGUGUCGCUAAAUGAUUUUUGAAGACUAAAAACCCAUUAGAGAAAAGAAAAAUCCUCAGAGCUUGUUAUCCCCUCGCAUUUCAUAAUUUCCAUAAUAUAAUCUGCAUGUCUGCUGUGCAGUGGCUGUGAUCUGUAUGGAACAUCAAGGAUGCAAUAGAGUGUGAAAGCCAUGCACUGCCCCUCCAGGCUGCACAUAUAAGUUUACUAUUGAAGUAGAUGCUGCAAAAAAAAAAAAAAAUGUUGUGCUGUGUGGAAAUGCUGCCUCAACCAGGAAGCUUCCAUAACCUCAACCCACACCCCAGUUGGCCACUUCAGGAGCCCUUGGAUAGAUAAUGUGGCCACUAAGCAAAUAAUGGUUCCCCCAUAAGCUACAGUGACUGGAUGCAGCCUAUGGGGCUGCAGGACAGAGCGCUCCUGCAGACUGUAUCUCUGUGUGGCUCAGUAGCUGCAGGGGAGGGGAGCACACAUUUCACAUGACUGCACCAUUGGCUGACUUGCUAACUUACUUAACACAGGAGUGUCUGUGUCGCCACGUGCUCGUGUCAGUGUGUCUCUGCCUCUCCAGUGCCACGGCAGCUCUCCGAGCUUAGACCCAUCUUACCCCCAGUUUGGGACCAGUCGAACUCCAUUCUCACUGCGCUGACGGGACAGGAUCAUCGGGAUGGGGGCCAGCCUCAGGCACUUCUUUGUCCGAUCUUGUUGCUUCUGCUGUGAAGACAAUGAGCCGGAAGAGAAGAGUCCCAUACUCAGCGAGACUCUGCAGUAUUUCAACCGGGAAGCGAAGCGCCGGCGAGCCGAGGAGACGAACCUCUGGAGCGAGCCUCUGGAUAAAUCUCACAUGGAGCGCGAUGACGACCGUGACCUCUACAACCUGCUGCAGCGCCGGGCCAAGACACGCCGUGGAUCCCAGGGGUACCGGCGGCUCAGUAUCGAUAUCCAUGGCAAGAGGCAGGUGCGGCGAGACGUGCAAGAGCGCUGGAAAAUGAUCCUCGAGAAUCUGGGGUUCCAUGCGGAGGCGGAGUCUCUCCUCACUGUCUCCUCAAACUGCUCCUACGCUAGCCUGCGCCACCCGGCCGCCACGCGCACCCUGCUGAACACACUGCAUCACGAGACCUCCGUCUUCGACCGCAAGGACGCCCCGCCCGAGAGAUACCUCUUCGUGCUGGAUCGCUUGUUAAUUCUGGACGCUGCUGAAGAUUUCGUUGGAAAAGCCAGGCUGUACUACCCAAAAGAGGAGGAGUCACAGGACGAGGUGGAGGCGGAGCCAGAGAACACCACACCCAUCCUGGUGGCACAGACCAAUCGGCCGAUACCUGGGGAGGAAGAGGAGGAGCUAGAGGACGAAAGUGUAGAGAUGGACGAUGACGUCUUCAUGUCCAAAUCUAUGGAAUGAUGGACAAGUGGACGUGGGGGGUGGGGGUGCUAGAAAAGAAAGGGAGAGAGAGUACAAAUACAGAUGUAAAACUCUGGAUACAGGCUUAGAGAGGCCUGAGGUUGAGAGUGGGGAGAAUGGAAAGGUUUCGUUUUUAAUAAUCAAGUUACUGAAAUUGUAAGCUAGCAAGAGUAAAUACCCCAGGAACACAGCAUAGCAAUCCAGCUAUGAAUACAGGGACUACUGUAUUCAUAGCUACUGUGCUUUCUGAAAUAUCCAGUUAGUCUGAAAACAGUUGGCUCAGAGAAUUGUAGUAAGUGUUCUUUAUGAAGUGCCUGGGAGCUCAAACUGCUGGAUUUAUUAAACAACCUUU